AUGGACAUCGAGAUAGAGAGAGACAGCCAGAUAAAGAGACUUAUUUUUGAAGAAGUGGUGAAGCGGGCUCCUUGUGUCACCGGGCGGGCGACGACCUGCUGGAAGGCACAUCUAGAUGGAGAUGAGUCCAGGAUGCCUCUCGUUAUCAAAGAUUCGUGGCAGUAUCCGGAGCGCGAGGAGGAGGGAGUGUUGCUGCGGGAGGUAACAGAGAAAGGAGUGAGCAAUGUGGCAAGGUACUACCACCAUGAGACAGUUUGUGUGAGGGAAAAUGACAAUGAUAUCUGCAACACUGUUCAGAGAGGCCUAGAUGUCACAAAGUCAGGGAACUACAGAACCAGCAGCUCCAGAUCAGUGUUGAGCAGAAAGGGUUCUCAUGCUGGGAGAAAGGAUGGAGGGAGCGGCGGCGUCGCCAGUCAGAAGCAUUACUCCACUUCAAUUGAUUCAUCACUGCGGCCGAGCAAACAGCAGUCAAUUUCUUCAACAAAAGCUGGUACUCACAACUCAAUGCCUAACUGGAUUCAUCGCCGUGUCGUUGUUCGGGAUUAUGGAAAACCAAUAUAUAAGGCAAGUUCGAAAGUCUCCCUGCUUGCCGCCCUGGAGGGAUGCAUUGAGGGGUACAAGGACCUAUAUAAACAGACCGGCUUGCUUCAAGGAGAUAUCUCUCCAAAUAAUCUCAUGAUCAAUGAGGAGGCAGAUAAUUUGUCAUGGAAAUCUUUCUUAAUUGAUCUUGAUCUUGCAAUCAGGGAGCAGUGGGAGGGUUUCUCAGGAAAUCAAGGAAAAACUGGAACACUAGUGUUUAUAACAAUUGAUGUUCUUUUAGCAGAUGAGAAACACACCUUUAUGCAUGCUCUUGACUCAUUUUUCUGGGUACUCUUCUGGAUAUGCAUACAUUACAAAGGGCCAGGCAAAGGCAAGGUGAUUGAAGAGUUUGAGAAAUGGAAUUUUAUGGACAUGGAGGCACUAGCAAAAGCAAAAAAAGAGGAGAUUUCUGAUGAAAGAGAUUUCCUUAUAUCAGGAGAGAAAUAUUUUACUGAGUACUAUCAACCUCUGCUACCUUGGGUUAACAAACUACAGAGAGAGGUUUUCCCUGGUGGGAGCAGAUAA
Molecule: messenger RNA, 1104 nt
Organism: Blastomyces dermatitidis ER-3
Lineage: Eukaryota; Fungi; Ascomycota; Eurotiomycetes; Onygenales; Ajellomycetaceae
Exons: 1
Coding region: 1-1104 (367 amino acids)
Source: RefSeq, a predicted model, not a curated record